Molecule: messenger RNA, 1295 nt
Organism: Cuscuta campestris
Lineage: Eukaryota; Viridiplantae; Streptophyta; Magnoliopsida; Solanales; Convolvulaceae
Source: the annotation of a GenBank genome assembly
AUCAAGAGGAGACAAGAUCUUUUUUUUUCCUACUUGCGGUCCAAAGUCAGUGUUUUUGUGCAGAGAUCUUAGUCGGAGUAUUUGUGGUCCAUGUGUCUGCUUCGCCGGUUCUUCAUCAUGGCCAAGACCGCCGAUCCGCUUGAUGAUCUUCCUACUGGAUUAAAACUUUUUAUCAAGAAUCUUCAUUCCUUGACUGCGGAAAAGCUUGAUGAUACGAAUUUUCUGUCAUGGCUUUCUACAGUCUCUGCAAAUUUAUCGGCUCAUCGACUUAUGGGUCACGUUGACGGCAGUAUCGUUCCUCCUCCUCCAACUGUUCGCACGGCUGAUAAAGAUGGGAAUGUAAGCAGCGUUCCAAACCCAGAAUACGAGAAGUGGUCUGUCAUCGAUGCCCAGUUAUGUGCCUGUUUACUUGCCAUCAUCACGCCUUCUGUGCAAACUACUCUUCUUGCACAUACUUCUGCUCAGGCUAUUUGGAAUCAACUGCAACUACGAUAUAACUCUCUCUCUCUUACUCAUAUCUUUCAGCUUAAGGAACAAUUGCAUAAUAUUCAUAAAGGCACGGAUUCGAUGCAAAAAUACCUUGAUGAAAUUGCUAAAAUUGUAGCCUCACUACACCGUGCUAAGUCGGAGAUUUCUGAUCAAGAUGUCAUCUUGUGCAUCCUUCGUGGAUUACCGCCAGACUAUGGUUCUAUUAAGCAAAACAUUUGCACAAACAUUGGCACGGUUACUCUUACUGAGGUUACGUCUUGGUUGAUUCAAGAAGAGUUAAACCUUCAAAUGGAACAAAAACUGCAAUUAAAAGAGUCCUCCACCACAGAUGUGCACACGGCCCUAUAUACCAACUCAAGUUUUCGUAGAGGUCGGGGAGGUCGCUUUCCAUACAGAGGAUGUGGUGGUCGAGGAGCAGCCACUGGCCGGUCCUUUGCUGCUCAGAACAGUGGUCGCGGCCAAUCUAGUGAGAGAGCAUCUAGUCGUGGCUCGUACUCUUGUGGAAGGGGUCCUGCGUAUCGUGACUCUGUGAUUUGUCAGAUUUGUGGGGGCCCGAGGUCCGUUAACCUCGUGACCGCCCCGGGGCCCAUUAAACACCCGAGGCAGAUAGCCCACUAUAAGAAGCCCAAUGAAAGCCCAAUCUAAAGCCCAACCCCAUAAAUCUGCAAACACUUCCCACGGGGUCACCCAUCAUUUCUGCUACUCCAUGGCCAGCACGCUUAACUCCCUUAAAAUUCCCCCAAAGUUGCCCCUUCUGAGGAUCGAACCCGGGUGGUGUGGUUCGCCAAUCAACCCUGUGACCAUCU